GCAAAUCAAAUACUGUACCUGUCCAGUGCGCGCGCGCGUUUGGUAUAUGGAAUUGCAUUGCGACAGACACCGUGGAGAUCCUUUUGCCUACCUGGAUUUUGAUGCUGGUACCGGACUGUGAAAUCUAAAAUAUUACGGCUGAAUAGUCAUUUUACAUUAAUUAAUUUAAAGAGGCAGUCUCAUUCGUACCAUAUGUGUUCAUUGUACUUUGAUUGAAUUGUUGAUACAAAGGAGAACGGAGAGAAAAUGAGCGUAGAUGCCUACGGACCCAGCUCGCAGAGCUUGCUCACGUUUUUGGAUGCGGAAGAACAUGACCUGCUGGGAGCCGACACACAAGGCACAGACUUUGACUACAAUGUGGGGGAUUUUACAUUGCCUUCACAGACACAAGCUUCUCAAAGCCAAGCAUCCCAGUUGGAUUUGGCUUCACAAUCUCAGAGUCAGGUGGAUGCUAGUCAAACCAAUGGGAUAGAUGAGUCUGUGGCUGCUGUAGGACAACAGGUCAAAGAAUUGACCUUUGAGGAAGAUGAAGAAGAUGCGACUGUGCUCUCCAAAGAUUUGCCCAACCAUGCCUGCAAGUACUGUGGCAUUCAUGACCCUGCUGCUGUUGUUCUCUGCAAUGGAACCAAGAAAUGGUUUUGCAAUGGACGAGGAAACACCUCUGGCAGCCAUAUCAUUAACCAUCUUGUGAGAGCCAAGUGCAAGGAGGUGACCCUCCACAAGGACAGUCCACUUGGGGAAACCGUUCUGGAAUGCUACAACUGCGGAUGCCGCAAUGUCUUCUUGCUAGGGUUCAUCCCAGCCAAGGCCGACUCUGUGGUCGUUCUGCUCUGCCGUCAACCCUGUGCCACUCAGAGCAACUUGAAGGAUAUGAAUUGGGAUCCAAGCCAGUGGCAGCCUCUAAUCCAGGAUCGAUGCUUCUUGAAGUGGCUGGUCAAGAUCCCUACUGAGCAGGAGCAGCUGAGGGCACGUCAGAUCUCUGCCUCUCAGCUCAACCGCCUGGAGGAGCUGUGGAAGGAGAACCCAGAGGCCACCCUGGAGGACCUGGAGAAACCAGGAGUAGAUGAGGAGCCUGCCUCUGUCAUGCUUAGGUAUGAGGAUGCGUACAUGUAUCAGAAUAUCUUUGGACCUCUUGUCAAGAUGGAAGCUGAUUAUGACAGGAAGCUGAAGGAGACCCAGACCCAAGAAGGGGUCACUGUACGUUGGGAUAUUGGUCUCAACCGCAAAACAAGAGCCACUUUUAACUUCCCCAAGAAAGAAGAUCUGAAGCUGAUGCAUGGUGAUGAACUGAGGGUCCGCUACACUGACCCAAGAGAGCCCUGGUCUGGUUUAGCUCAUGUGGUCAAGACUCCAGACAACUACAGCGAUGAGAUCUGUGUGGAACUGAAAAGCAGCAGUAACAUCCCUGUCAAGUUCACCACCAACUUUGCGGUUGACUUUGUCUGGAAGUCAACAUCAUUUGACAGAAUGCAGAAUGCCCUGAAGACUCUAGCAGUGGAUGACACUGCCGUGUCCAGCUAUCUGUAUCACCGUCUCUUGGGACAUGACGUUGAGAACCUAGUCCUCAAGUGUAACCUACCUAAGCGGUUCUCGGCCCAGGGCCUCCCUGAGCUCAAUCAUUCCCAGGUGUCAGCUGUACGCACUGUGCUCACACGCCCACUAAGUCUCAUUCAGGGACCACCUGGUACUGGCAAGACUGUGACAUCUGCUUCUAUUGUCUAUCAUCUGGCUAAGCAGGGAACUGGGCAAGUACUGGUGUGUGCUCCUAGUAACAUUGCUGUGGAUCAGCUGACUGAGAAGAUUCAUAAGACUGGUCUCAAGGUCGUCAGAUUGUGUGCCAAGAGCAGGGAGGCUAUCGAUUCACCUGUCUCUUUCCUCUCCCUCCACAACCAGGUGCGUAACAUGGAGGGAGCAGAAGAGAUGCAGAAGCUCCAAGCUCUGAAGGACGAGAUGGGAGAACUGUCAAGCAAUGAUGAGAAGAGGUACCGAACUCUCAAGAGAAACUGUGAGCGAGAGCUACUACAGAAUGCUGAUGUGAUCUGCUGCACCUGUGUUGGAGCUGGUGACCCACGCUUUGCUCGUUUUAGGUUCCGUGCUGUAUUGAUUGAUGAGAGCACUCAGUCCACUGAGCCAGAGUGCCUCAUCCCUGCUGUUCUUGGAUCUAGACAGCUUGUUCUAGUUGGUGAUCAUUGCCAGCUUGGUCCCGUUGUCAUGUGCAAGAAGGCAGCUAACGCUGGCCUGUGCCAAUCUCUCUUUGAGCGUCUAGUUGUCCUUGGAAUCCGACCAAUCAGACUUCAGGUCCAGUACCGCAUGCACCCGUCCCUCAGUGCAUUCCCAUCAAACAUCUUCUAUGAGGGCUCCCUUCAGAAUGGAGUAACAGCAGCUGAGAGGAUCAACCGUGCAGUGGAUUUCCCAUUCCCUCAACCUGACAAGCCAAUGUUCUUCUAUGCUACCACAGGGCAGGAAGAGAUUGCCAGUUCUGGUACCUCCUACCUCAACAGGACUGAAGCGGCUAAUGUUGAGAAGCUGACAACCCGAUUCCUGCGUGCUGGUGUCAAGCCAGAACAGAUUGGGAUUAUCACGCCUUACGAGGGCCAGCGUGCGUUCAUCGUACAGUUCAUGCAGUACAGCGGUCCCCUCAACGUCAAGCUCUACCAAGAGGUGGAGAUUGCCAGUGUUGACGCCUUCCAGGGACGUGAGAAGGAUUACAUUAUCCUGUCUUGCGUCAGGGCCAAUGAUCACCAAGGCAUCGGAUUCCUCAACGAUCCAAGACGUCUAAAUGUCGCCCUAACUCGUGGAAGGUAUGGAGUGAUAAUUGUUGGUAACCCCAAGGUAUUGUCACGUCAUCCCCUGUGGAACCAUCUCCUAACAUACUACAAGGAACAGAAGGUCUUGGUGGAAGGUCCACUCAACAAUCUCAAGGAAAGCUUGAUCCAGUUCAGCAAACCUCGCAAGCUCAUCAACCCAUCCAACCCGGGAGGUCGUUAUAUGAGUAUGGCCAUGUUUGAUGCCAGGGAAGCCCUAGCUCCUGGUGGUGUCUUUGACAGGUCCAGGAUGUCUAAUGGAGGUCCAUCUCACUUCCCAGCCAACCAUGGACGUGUCCAUGACCAGAUGGGUUACAUCCAACCAAACCAGUCCCGCAUCGCUGCAGCCAACUUCCCCAUCCCCGUCAACAUGUUCAUGCCCCCACCCAUCCCCCCAGGGGCCCCUGGCUUCUUCAACCAGCCCCCUCCACCCAAUGCCCGUGGCCCAGGUCCCAACAGAGGACCCAAUUUCUCCGGCAGCCCAGGAGGAGGAGGCCGUAAGAAGGGGCGUGGUUACCAAGGUUCGCAGCAUCCGCGUCAGCAGCAGCAGAAUAAUGCAGCUAGCAAUGGACAGGGUAAAGCCGGUGGGAACAGCGGGAGUCAGAACAUGUCGCAGUACAACCUCUCUCUCAACAGCACCCAGAACAGCCAGCCUGAUGUGUCGCAGUCCUUCUCACAGGGUGUCCUAACCCAGGGCAACAUGUCCAUGUCUCAGCCCAUGAGUCAGCCAGGACUAUCUCAACCAGGCUUCUCUCAAAUGGGUCUCUCUCAACCAGGGCUAUCUCAACCAGAGCUUUCUCAGGAAAGCUUCAUGGGCGAGUCUGAGUUCAAGUCUCAGCUGGAUGCCGCCCUCUCCCAGGACUCCACCUACCAGGGAGACCGUAACUACAUGCAGGGCUUCGGUUAUUAGUUCCUAGGGAGAGAGGGGGGAAUCCCCCCGGAGAAUAGCGGAGAGAGGUGUAUACCAUCAAGCUGAGGCAAAGGAAUCAUCGCUCACCUACCAACAUCAUCCGUAAGAUCGGAGGAGAGUAUGAGGCAACCAGGAAUCAACAUCAUUGUCUGUGAAAGACAUGCCCACUCUCUACAAAUGUGGAAGCGCUGGUGUAAUGUAAAAAAAUUAUUGAAAUAAGCAGCGGAUAAACAAGAGACGACAGGUAAUGAAGCAGUCAGGAAAAAAAAAAGGUGGAAAGAGAAGGGAAAAGAAGUGAGAUGGAUAGAAAAGAAGAAACAAUUCUGAGCCAUUUCUAAGAAAAUCAUAUAGGGCUGCAUUCAGUAGAUAUCAGCACUAUAAGAGCAAAAGGAAAGUCACAAUAAAUAUGAGGGUUAUGUACCUUAACAAAAGUAUGCCAUAGUAUGCCGCAGCUGUCGGCAAGAAUUCUGCUCAGGUUGUUGCUUAUUAAUCCUCCAGUUUUCUUCAUUGAAAAAAGGAAAUAAUGGUGGACCAGGAGAAUUUCUACAUGGCUUGAACCUGAUAGACAACUUUUGUUCAGGUACCUUAUUAAAAUACCCACUCUAUGAAUCAUGGGUUGGGUUUGUUUAUCCUACUGGAAUAAGGUCUUUAAGCAGUAUUUUUAAGAAAAAAAAAUUAGGAUGGGCAGUUCAAGUUUCAUCAGCUAUAAUAGCAUAUGUGGAUAGAAAUCCUAUAUAAGAAGAUGAGUAUAUUCACAUUCCAACAGGCUCCAUACGCUCAGUCAAAUUCUGAGCAUGUGUCUGUGCCAUGAAGUGUUCAGUCUAAACGUAAAGGAUGUAUCUGGUAGCAGAGUUGUGCACAAGGUCAGAAGGCCGAGGCCAGAUUGUCUUAGGCCAAAGGCAAGGCCAAGGGCCCCUGAGUUCAAGGACUUUAGACUCUAAUUGUCCUCGAGGCCGGCCUCCAGUAGCGCAACACUGAUCAGUAGACAACCAUUCCAGUGAUUACCUGUAAACAGGCUAUGAGCGUACCGUGUGCUCAGUACUGAAACCUGACCUGUAUCAAAGGUGUAUCAUUGGAAGUCUCCUGUUUAGUUGUUACCUGUGUGAGGGAUGAUGAACAUGUCCUAUCAAAACUGAUUCAAAUCCAUGUGGGAGUGGCCUUUUUUCAAAUGAAACAGUUUACCUUCUCAUGUGUUUUUAACAUCUGUAUGGCAUGUGAAGUUGUAAACUGCAAUAUUGGCUAAGUAUUGCACUAAUGACUGUGUAUCAUUUGAUGAAAAAAGAGUUCACAUCAUGUCCUUUUCAACAUGCAGCCCUAUAUGAUUCCAACGAAGAAAUGAGUUCUGAAGUUGAAGGUCUGUCCCAUUGUGUAAAGUUGUGAUUUGGUCUAUAGUGUAUACACAUUACAGCAAGGUAAGAUCUGUUGAAAAAAAAAUAAUGGACGAUUAUCCCCAAUUCAAGAGAUGUCAGCGUUUUUUGCAGUUAUACGUGUUCCUGAAAUUUGAGUACUGUAUAUUGUUCAUUGCAGAAAAGGUAAGGAUAACGUUUUUCCAUCAAUUACUGUUUCAGCUAUCAAAAUAUUUCAACUUGGGAUAAGAAGUUGGUGUGUCCCCAUAAUCUCUUGCCAAACAGUAAGUUUCAUUCAGACUUCAAAUAUAUGGAAAGUAGAAAAGAAUUACUCUUCUGCGAGUAUCAACUUGAGGGACAGAUAUCUUCCCCUGCUGAAAUAACUUCUGACUUUAUCAACUGUACAAUGCAUCGAUUGUGUACAGUACUUCAACAGAAUGUCACAAAAUGGGAGAUCUACAAUGUAUAUUCCCCCAACUUGAUAGGGAUUGGCCUGUGAUUACAUACGACUGCACUCUGUUUCAAUAGGAGUAUUAAACCCCCUCCCCCCCCCCCCCCCUUCGUAUAUGUAAAAACAUCUGUGAGAAUAGUAAAAUACUAUAUUCAAACUGCAAUUGGUUAGUGUUUAGCAUCUAUAGACCAUAUCGCACCAAUCGAUGAUAAAGGUUUAAAGAGUUGAUGGUCAAGGAAUGCUCUCUUAAAGAGAUAAAUGAAAGUUUGUAUGAGGUGUCCCACUCACAUUUGUAUUGUGGAUUCCUCAAUAAUCUGAGAAUGUUAGAGUGAGUGGUCGUCGGGUUGUAGCUGUCUUUAUUUCUUAAAAAAACAUCAGCAGGACUGCUGUACAUAUUAGAAAUUAAACCUUAUUUUCUUACAUUUUUUUCUUUUUUUCUUCCAUGAAUUAAAGUAGUGGUUGAGAAGUCUGUUUAGAAUAUUUUGAUGCUUGUUCAAAUAUGAUGCGGAAAAUCGCAGCACUAUUUUACAAAUAAUGGUAAAUGGUUUGUGCUUAAAACUUUUGUGUUAAUGAUACAAAGCUCCUUGAGUAUGUGCAAAUUAUUAGUUACAUGCAUUGCCACACAUUUACACAUUGUAAAAAGCACAUUGGUUUGUUCCCAACUGCGACAAAUGUGAACAAGACUUUACUGUUGUGAGAGCUGAAUGAACGACCUUCAUAGUAAAAUACUUUGUUAUUCAUAUGCCAACACAUUUUUUUAGGAAGUAAUAGUAGUGUUCAUCCGAAUAAGAAUCCAGCUGUUCAUAUGUAUUUUUUUACAUUUGUAAGGAAUUUAUCAAAUGCAGAACUUUGCAAGUCUGAUUUCAUUAGGAACUGUACGUUGGAGUUGUUUGUUUUUUAUUUGGUUAAAAAAAACGGUGAAUAGAUAUUGAAUGGGAAUUAUUAAUAACUCAUUUUUACUAACUGGUAUAUUUUGAAAUGUGGAGCUCUUAUAGCUAAUUUUCAUAUUCAGCUUGUAAUUCAAAGGACCAUGUUGCUGUUAACAUUUAUAAGGGACAUACAAUUGGCCUCUUCUCUUUAAUUUUUAGGGCUUUUAAUUAACCAUGAAUCUACUAUCAAAGUGGAUAAGAUCUUGGAAGUCUUCAAAUAUUUUGGGCAAAAUGCAGCUUUAUAAAUGAAGUAAAGAGUCAACAUAAACUUGGAGUAAAUGUAGCCUACCUUAGUUUCAUCAUCACAGUUUCAUCAAUUCACAUUUAUGAAUUUUCUUUGGGAAGAUGAAUAAAUCAAUUUCAUGACUCUCAAAAUGGAUGUGUACCAUUCAGAAUAAUUCGAGUCAUAUAUUUUUCUUAGAGAUCAUCAGAUGUAUGUAGACGUACACUUGUGUGUUCAUUCACAAAUUUCCUUUAAAUUUAUUCUUGUUUGAAUCAAACUGUAUAUUAAUUCAUAUUUUAAAUGAUAGUAUACAUGUAUAAUGUCAUGUUUCAUAUAUUAUUGUUUUGGUUUGGUUUGGAUUCCAUUUUUUUUAGGAAUUUCACAUAUUUUUUUCUGUAUUUUUUAGACUGAAAUUUUAUCUUGAUUAUUAAAGCUUCAAUUACUGAAUACAACUAUUUUCCAAAUGGUACAAUGUAAUGAAACUAAAAACUUCACUUGUCAUUAUGUGCAAAUUAUAAAAGCAAUUUAGAAAUCGCAGUAUGGGUCAUUGUGCAUUUCAUAAUCAUUGCACCCUAAUUCACACUAGCAUUUUAUUUGUAUUGGAAGUUUAAAGAACCUAGGACAUACAAAUAAUGCCUUGCUGGUUGUUUUGUUUUUAAACCUUUUACCAUUUGUUGUGCUUAAUUUUCAUCGAUAAUAUCAAGAUGCUGUUUCCAUGACACCUGUUGAUCCUUGUUAGUUUUAUCUGUAUAAAUAUUUUGGAAACAAGACUUGAAGAUUGUUUAACCCUAUAUUGCUGGAAGGAGCAGGGCUUAUUUUGACACCGGCAUGGCACAACUGACAGCACCAAACAAAAAAUAAUAAUAAACUGGUCAUUGGAAACAUCUAACUGAAUAUUGAGCUAUCAAUCAUGCAAUUUUGAAUAGGUUAGCAAUCUCAAUUGGAUGGUGGAGCUUGGGAAGGCAAUCAUUCUGUAUAACACCACCAUCAACACAGACACUUAAGAUUAUUGACAAAUGUAAUUGUCAGGAAUAUAGCUGAAGUGAUGAUGUUGUGCAACUUAAAAAGACGACUAAAUAUUUAAAUUCAAGCUUCCUAUUUUUAUCAAACCUGCACUAUUGGUCUCAACGUCACUUUUUAAACAAGGGAUUUGCAAUUUUGUUUAUAAUGUGAUGGGUAGCAGAUUUUUUUUGCAAUGCUUAUCAUGGACUCCAUUGUAUGAAAUAUACAAUUAACAAAGAGCUCAGAAAUCCUGAUCUGCUAAUUCAGACAAUGUGGCACACAAGCUAUAUUUCCAUGUACACCAACAGGUGUUUAAAUUGUGAACUACGUACAGUAUAUGUACCAUAUACCAAUUAAUCUUAAGAUAUAUUUACAUCAUUAGGUAAAGCCCUGGGGCCGUAUUCUGAAAAUUAUUUGUCUUUUCUUGCAUGCAUGAGCGUGCAAGAUGUCAGAGCUAAAAUUGGCAUAAAGCUAUUAAUAUGCACAUAAAUUUCUCUGUGCACAAGAUAACAUAUCAAGAUGAAAGGUAUUCUGAAAUUCUUUUUUUUUUCUUUGAUGUUGACUUCCUUGGAAUGAACAAAAGAGGUAUGGGCUAUUGUAACAUAAUAUGCAUUAUUUCUCGGUCAACAUUCAACAAUAGUUAUUUCUUGCUGGAUCCUGAAAGAAAGUCUUGUUUUACAAGAGGAGACAUCCCGAAGACAUUAGAGACAGAAUGGCAGCCUUUCCAGCGUUUUACAGAACUCAUUCGAAAUAAUGAAUAUUUUCAAAGAAAAUAUGCCAAGAACAACCACAUGUAGUUGUAGCACAAGCAUAAGAUUAGGGGAGUAAGGGAAAUCACGCUUCCUGUCAAUUAUGCUUUUAAAGAGUUUACGGAAGAGAAUUUAUCAUAGAGAAUUUAUCAUAGAGAAUACCAAUUUGAAAUGAUAUUAGCAAGCUCUUUGUGCUGAGAUGGCAUAAAUGUUACAAAAAAAGAAUACCACCCCCCCCCCUGAUAUUUGUGUUUUCGUUUAAGAAAUCUUUGCAGAGCAAUCAAUGAAUGUUUAUUAGGGGCCAGGUUAGGUACAGGUACAUGUAUGAUGGUUUAAAACAACAGACUACACAGAAAUAUACCGGUACUUUAAUGUUACCCAUGUCAUGUGUACUGUGUAUUCCAUUUCACUUUUCAAAAUAUAAAAUAUUUUCUCAGUACCUUAUAGUAUUGUGUUAAGAGGAAGCAUAUCUUUGGUCCAUGCAUUGAGUGACCUGUGAGGCAUUUCAAUCAAUCAAAGGUUAUCCCUCUCGGGAACUCAAGAGGGAGCUGUUGGACGGUUUUGUUACCUGUUUUACUUGAUGCCAUCUUAAUUACGAAGAUCAUCAACGUAAUUUUUAUGCAGCUCUUGAUCACCAGCCAGUCGCAGAGCACAUGCACCGUACACACUCACUGCACUGCUUUUGGCUUCAUCAGUGCUGGCCCAAACAUCUGAUGGCAUUGCUUCAUAAAGCAGGAGGCAGAGCCAACAUGCCAGGAUCUUUGAACAGCAUCCAAAGCAUACGCAAACUGAAAAUUGUCAGAGUUCAGGCAUUCCAAAGAAUAAUUUUGCUUUAUAAAGUUGAGUAGCAUUUUUGGUCAUAAGAGAAAAGCUCUCAACUAUUAAAGUAAUGUACAGUCCUAUGUAAAAAUAUGCUAUACAAAAUACUUUAUGCAUAGCAGUCUUUCAAAAAUGUGGAGCAAAUUGCGAUGCGAUACCAGGAAAAUUAUUCCCUGCAUUCAGAACAAAGCAUCUGUGGCAGCGUCAAAUAACGUUGGUGUCAGAGGGCAG
Messenger RNA from Lytechinus pictus (painted urchin), 9464 nucleotides. Its product is annotated as regulator of nonsense transcripts 1-like. Lineage: Eukaryota; Metazoa; Echinodermata; Echinoidea; Temnopleuroida; Toxopneustidae. Gene Ontology annotation, cellular component: cytoplasm. Gene Ontology annotation, biological process: nuclear-transcribed mRNA catabolic process, nonsense-mediated decay. The record is from RefSeq and is a predicted model, not a curated record. The transcript is spliced from 21 exons. The coding region runs from base 247 to 3714 and encodes 1155 amino acids. Gene Ontology annotation, molecular function: hydrolase activity; zinc ion binding; RNA helicase activity.